AUGGCUGAGAGGUUUUUCGAAGAGAUGGUGAACAAGGGGAUUGUGCCCAAUGUUGUUACUUACAAUGUGAUGCUAAAUGGGAUCUGUAGGAGGGCUAGUUUGCAUCCGGAGGAGAGGUUCGAGAGGACAAUUAGAGAUGCAGAGAAGAUGUUUGGUGAAAUGCGGGAGAGAGGGGUAGAGCCAGAUGUGACUAGUUAUUCUGUUUUGCUUCAUGUUUAUAGUCGGAGCCAUAAACCAGAGUUAACACUUAGUAAGUUGAAGGAGAUGAUGGACAAAGGGAUAUACCCAACUGUGGCCACAUAUACCUCCGUUGUCAAGUGUCUUUGUUCUUGUGGGAGGCUUGAAGAUGCUGAGGCGUUGUUAAAUGCGAUGGUGGGUAAUGGGGUUAGUCCAUCGGCUGCUACUUAUAACUGUUUCUUUAAGGAGUACAGGGGAAGGAAGGAUGUGGAUAAUGCUCUGAAGUUGUAUAGGAAAAUGAAGGAAGAGUCUCCAUUUUUGCCAAGUAUGCACACGUACAACAUAUUGGUGGGGAUGUUUGUGAAGUUGAAUCGUAUGGAGAUUGUGAAAGAAAUUUGGGAUGACAUGAAGGCCAUUAGCGCUGGACCGGAUUUGGAUUCAUACACGUUGCUGAUUCAUGGACUGUGCGACAAACACAAGUGGAGAGAGGCUUGCCAGUUUUUCGUGGAGAUGAUAGAAAAUGGAAUCCUUCCUCAGAAGGUAACUUUUGAGACGCUAUAUCGUGGCUUAAUACAGUCUGAUAUGUUGAGAACUUGGAGAAGGUUGAAGAAAAAACUUGAGGAAGAAUCCAGAACCUUCAGUUCCGAAUUCGAACAUUAUCACUUGAAGCCCUACACGAGAUGA
This is a messenger RNA of Ilex paraguariensis (yerba mate), 861 nucleotides long. The record is from the annotation of a GenBank genome assembly. Lineage: Eukaryota; Viridiplantae; Streptophyta; Magnoliopsida; Aquifoliales; Aquifoliaceae.